Molecule: messenger RNA, 2950 nt
Organism: Marmota monax (woodchuck)
Lineage: Eukaryota; Metazoa; Chordata; Mammalia; Rodentia; Sciuridae
Gene: Elovl6
Product: ELOVL fatty acid elongase 6
Exons: 5
Coding region: 181-978 (265 amino acids)
Biological process (GO): fatty acid elongation, polyunsaturated fatty acid; fatty acid elongation, saturated fatty acid; fatty acid elongation, monounsaturated fatty acid
Cellular component (GO): endoplasmic reticulum membrane; endoplasmic reticulum
Molecular function (GO): fatty acid elongase activity
Source: RefSeq, a predicted model, not a curated record
GGGAGGAGAUUUCCCUGUAGACGAGUAAAAAGCGUGAUGGACAAACGUGCGGGCACUAAGACCGCAAGGCAUUCAUUUCCUCCUACUGUGGAUGCGGACGCCGGGAGGAGGAGAACCCCAGAGCGAGGACCGGGGAGCCGUGGCACAGAGAACACGUAGGGACUCCGAAGAUCAGCCCCAAUGAACAUGUCAGUGUUGACUUUACAAGAAUAUGAAUUCGAAAAGCAGUUCAACGAGAAUGAAGCGAUCCAAUGGAUGCAGGAAAACUGGAAGAAAUCUUUCCUGUUUUCUGCUCUGUAUGCUGCCUUUAUCUUUGGUGGUCGGCACCUAAUGAACAAACGGGCGAAGUUUGAACUGAGGAAGCCAUUAGUGCUCUGGUCUCUGACUCUUGCAGUCUUCAGUAUAUUCGGUGCUCUUCGAACUGGUGCUUACAUGGUGUACAUUUUGAUGACCAAAGGCCUGAAGCAGUCAGUUUGUGACCAGAGCUUUUACAAUGGACCCGUCAGCAAAUUCUGGGCUUAUGCAUUUGUGCUAAGCAAAGCACCCGAACUAGGAGACACAAUAUUCAUCAUUCUGAGGAAGCAGAAGCUGAUCUUCCUGCACUGGUACCACCACAUCACUGUGCUCCUGUACUCUUGGUACUCCUACAAAGACAUGAUUGCCGGGGGUGGUUGGUUCAUGACUAUGAACUAUGGCGUGCACGCCGUGAUGUACUCUUACUAUGCCUUGCGGGCCGCGGGUUUCCGAGUCUCCCGGAAGUUUGCCAUGUUCAUCACCUUGUCCCAGAUCACUCAGAUGCUGAUGGGCUGUGUCAUUAACUACCUGGUCUUCUACUGGAUGCAGCAAGACCAGUGUCACUCUCACUUUCAGAACAUCUUCUGGUCCUCACUCAUGUACCUCAGCUACCUUGUGCUCUUCUGCCAUUUCUUCUUUGAGGCCUACAUUGGCAAAAUGAAGAAAACAACGAAGGCUGAAUAGUGUUGGAACUGAGGAGAAAGCCAUAGCUCAGGGUCAUCAAGAAAAAUAAUAAGACAAAAGAAAAUGGCACAAGGAAUCACAUGGUGCAGCUAAAACAAAACAGACGAGCAGACACAAAACCCGAGGCAGCUUAGGGAUAAUUAGGUUGACUUAACCCAGUAAGUUUAUGAUCCUUUUUUGGGUGAGGACUCACUGAGUGCACCUCCAUCUCAAAGCACUGCUGCUGGAAGACCCCAAUCCCUCUUAUCUGUCUACUCUAGGACAAAUGAGAACAACAGUGAGCCAGAGGCAGAGAGAGACUAACAGAAAGCAAGCAAAGGCUAUUAACACUAUAUGAAAAAAAAAGUAUUUACUAAGUGUUAUCUUUCUCUAAGGAUGAGAGAAUUUUACUUUAAAAACUGUGCGAGCACACACACACACACACACACACCACACAAUCCUUUCUGAUCUUUUUUGACAUGAAACUGGAGCCAGUAGAAAAGAUGAAAAUGGAAGAGAGACAGGGUUUAUAUCUAGGACAAUAAUGCUUUUGCAGAAACUCAAGCCUUUUUAAGAAAGGUUAGCUUGUUGUAGCCCCCAUGAAAAAAAGAUGUCUUAAUCAUUUUUUAGUUCAACUCAAGACAUAGAUGGAUAUUUUUCCUUUCACUUCCCAGCCGCAGGCUAGUGAGUUUGCCAAAAACAAAACAGGGCACAGUACUUUUCCAAGGUUCUUUCUGGGAGAAUGGAAGUAAUGCAACCCAGGUCCCAAAGGGGCAGCUCUCUGUACCAGAAUAUUUCUAAUGUAAUAUUUCUACUCUUAGAUGAGAUAUGAAACAUUUGUUUAGUUGUCCCAGGCAUUUGAACAGAACAGUAAAUGCAGACUCAAAAAAACAAACAAACAAAUAAAAAAAAAAAAAAAACUCAACCAGAUGGCUUGAAAGUGCAUCCUGCACUGUAUGUGGAAGGGCUGAGCCCAGCAUCAGUGGAGCUGGGGAAGGGGAAAAGGCAUGAGCUAAAGAGCCCUCAGUAGCCAGACAUUAGGAUGCUCCUCCCUGUUGGCCUUCACACAUAGUCCUCACUUUCCAAAUGAAUCCCUGGGCGAUGGUCCAUGUUUUCUACAUUUUUGUGAAUUUACAAAGAAAUCUGCAGAGUCUCUGCCUGAUUUGGGGUGAGCGCUAUGUUUCCACCUGGUCCACAUUAGCUCCCCAAGCCAUGCAGAGGUGUUCUAAGUGCCCUCUGCUGGCCAAGUGGAGAUAAUUAACAAACACACCAUGACAAGUUUGGCUGGAAAUAGUUGAUAGCAAAAGGCCCCCAUAGAAGAAUCCUUUCAAUUUCAAAUGAUAUUAAACAACUCGUCGUAGGUUUGGCCAAAUCAGAAGACAUCCUUCCUGCUUCAAGUCAGCUUCAGAAAUUUUUUAAAAGGGACUUUUGCUCUGGAACUCAGAAAAUCAAUUUAUUAAGAGCCAUAUUCUUUUUUUAAGAAAAGAGCUAGAUAAUAUUAUCUGUAAUAUUUCAGUCCUCUACAAGCCAAAUAAAUGUGUCAGCGUUCCUAGGAUUUCAAAGAAGCAAUUAUGUAAAGUUGUUCGAUGUGAUAUAAUAGUAUUUUAAUUGGUUCAGUAGCUUAAUGAUUAGGCAAACUAGAUGAAAAGGUUAGGGGCUACUACACUGCAUAGAUUAUACACACAUAACCACACAUAUAUGCACACAAAUGUGGGGUACACUGAACUUCAAAGCCCAAAUGAGUAGUAACACAUUUUCUGGCUAGCAGAAACUGUUGUUUAUCUUUCUUGCUUUAUUUGAGAGUGUACAGUAAAAGGGAUUUUUCAAAUUAUUUUUAUAUUAUUUUAGCUUUAAUUGUGCUGUCAUUCAUGAAACAGAGCUGCUCUGCUUUUCUGUCAGAGAUGGCAAGGGCUUUUUCAGCAUCUUGUUUAUGUGUGGAAUUUUAAAAGAAUAAAGUUUUAUUCCAUUCUGUGUGAAUGGCUUGAACAAUGAA